Messenger RNA from Penicillium atrosanguineum, 1071 nucleotides. RefSeq lists its product as uncharacterized. Lineage: Eukaryota; Fungi; Ascomycota; Eurotiomycetes; Eurotiales; Aspergillaceae. The record is from RefSeq and is a predicted model, not a curated record. The transcript has 2 exons. The coding region runs from base 1 to 1071 and encodes 356 amino acids.
AUGGCCACCCUCACCAUGACUCCCUCUCGCCAACCCUUUGCGAGCCUGGAUACCCCGAGGAUGAACACCUUGAUGCGGUCUAAGCUGAACCGUCAAAAUCAACAAAAUGGAGCCGCCCUAUCUGCAAAGCAAUCCAUCUUCAUCGACAACUCCGAGAACAUCGACCCCAGCAGCCUGAGCUCAUCUUCCAAGCGCAAGCGCAGCUUCGAUGAUGACGAUAUCUCCAAGGGCUCCCCCAAGCCCCUCAAGUCCUCCCGCUUGUCCCUCACCCAAGACAACAAUGUCUCAUCUCGACUCUCGACACCGCUGAGACUCGUUCCCACCACUCCUCGAUCUGCUCCUCUCCUCAAGCCCGCUGGCCGGACCCCGCCACCCAAGUCAUGCAAGGCGUUCGGUCGCCGGUCGGCCAUUGCUAAAGCUCGUCCCGAGUCCAGCAAACGCGCUGUCGCUCGCCCCUUCUCUCUAGCUACCGCCCUUUCCCAAAACAAGCCCGCUGCCACUAAGCCCAAGGGGCCAGCAUCUUGGUUCUUCGAUAUCCACGUCGACUCGGAGCAGGAAGAGAUGACCAACCUCAUGCAGCACUCGACUGGUGUUCUUGAUAUCAGCGACGACGAGGGCAAGACCUCCCCAGCUGAUGGUCGCGGCAAGGAGAACGUUCCUCCUGCUGAUCUGGGCAUUGAUCUUCCUCGAUCCCGUCAGGCAACUGCCCUGGUUGCUGCGGCUGACGCCCGCAAGGCUUCAAAGAUGGAGGAGGACCGCGCGCCACUGGGCGAGCUCGCUGCUUCUGACUACUACCCUGAAGACUGCAAUGCCUUCUCUUAUACCGUUGUCUAUGACGACGAGAGCGAGAAUGGCCCCUUUAAGAAGCCCCAUGUCCUCACCCAGGCAACUAUCCUUCCUCCUGCUAUCACCACCUCUAUCGCCUCCUUGCUGGAGACCGUCACUCCUCUCAAGCCGGUAGCUGAGCCUACUGAGAACGAAUCCGAUGCAAAGAUCGACAUCUGGGAAAGCGAGAGCGCCACUGAAGAAGCGUCUCAAGUGCCUGAGGACAAGACACAGUCCUCUCCUUGA